CAUAGUCAGCCAUGCUGGUCUCAGACCCUCCUUUACUGCUGUGGCUGCUGCUGGUCUGUUUGCCCACAAGCCUUUGGAGCUGCCUACAUUGUGAUAAAAAUUUCAAGACGAAUCUGGCCAAGCUCCGAGCUGAGGUUGUGGAACGCCAAAUCCAUGACACGCGCCUCAAGGCACGAGCCAGCUUGCUCCUCAGAGGUCUUGAGGAGGAUUUCUUCCUGCACUAUGCCACCAGCCAGUUUUCAGGCUUUGCAGUUAAAGCCAAAGUGGAUGAUCUGAUCAAGAAGGUGCGGUCAAAAACAGGAGGUCUGCUUCAAACCUCUCUGAAAGACCAAGCUCUCUUGGAAGAAUUAGUUGCAUUCCGGAAGGAAACCACAAUGAAACUCAAAGUGGCAUUAAAGGAACACCAAACACAAGCUUGUGACCCAAAAACCUGUGUCUGGCUCCGAUACAAAGUGUUUGACUGCAGAUACUGCCAAGAGACCAGUGCUGUUUGCUUGACACAGAGUCAGUGUUUUGUUGAUUCCCAGGACCGUGUGUCCCUUCGCUAUGGGGCCCCGCUGCAGGAACCAAAUAUUGCCCGAAACGGAGUUGCGAUUGUCUUGUCAAUGGGUGCACUGCUAUUCCUGGUGAUUAUAGGCGUGAUUAUUACAUACUGGAGAAACCGGAUGUUCGAGUACGUUUAGCUGAGAUCUGCCCUCUUCGCACCUCUAAAGGACAUCUGAUAGAAAAGGUCCUCUUUAACUUCCACCUUGUGAAGUUUAGGAUUCGGUCCACGUAACCUUACAACAACCUCUGAAAUUGCUUUUCUACCCAGAAAAAUGUUUCCUCUUCUAACCCACUCAUCUUAUCCUCUCUUCCUCUCCCUAUCCCUGGACAUCCCAUAAUAAACCCCAAAAAACUCCUCAAUUGUGUAUUUGCCCCAUCUUUGUUGUAUCUGCAAAGAUCUGGCGAUAACUAUGCCUAUUUCCCUCCAGCCAAAGAACCCAGGUGUCCAGGCAUUCAGACCCCACUCCGAACAAUAUUCUAUACUUACACAGUACUCUAAUCCACUGUGCCCUGCUUCUCUCUCAGGGUGCUUCCUGAUGACAAUUUGUUUGAUAGUCAACACUGAUUAUUGACAGGGAUUUUAUGGGGUGUCUACAUGAUGUUGCCAUUCCACUAUUCCCACAAAACAUCUGUUACUUUUAUUGCUCAGACUGACUUGAAAAAGCUAAUGGAACAACUUGUGUGAUGAGCAGACAUGUAGACUGAUGCACGGAAGAGCUGAUUCACAAGCCAGACCCCCACCCCACCCCACUUCCACACACUGACCACACUUUUGCCAUUUUACUUCCAGUCAUUUCCCUUUGCAGCGUUUUUUUCUUUUUUAAUCAAGGACAUAUAUUGCUGUUGCGGUCUUCUGCCCUCCCCACUAUUUUUAUUGUGAAACCACAUUGUUCUCCUUGAUGCAUAGAAACCACACCAUCCAGGAUCCUGAUUUUCUACAUAGUUGCCAUUUCAGUGACUUGUGGGCGCAGGGGUAUCUGAAAAACUAAAACAAAGAAGAACUGGAAAACCUUAACAGUAACUAUUUAUUUGUUUAUUUGUUUAGUCUAUGUUUGUUAUGCUAUUUACACACAGUCUACAAGAUGUUAUUGACUGGAUUUGGUACUUUAAUUAUCGGGCCCUUUCCAAGGGUCUCUAGGAUAACUAAAGAAGAAUUAAAUAUAUCGUUGUAGUAUUCGUGCUGUCCUGAGUAGUGUGGCCUUCUAUAGUUGAUGAGUUGUAAUUUUAUUGAUGCCCAAGGUGUGUUACUAAUUAAUUAAAUUAAAUUAAAUUAUAUCAUCAUCA
Hemicordylus capensis (graceful crag lizard) is the source of this 1830-nucleotide messenger RNA. It is a transcript of the gene IZUMO2, whose product is annotated as IZUMO family member 2. The transcript is spliced from 7 exons. The record is from RefSeq and is a predicted model, not a curated record. Bases 12 to 683 code for a protein of 223 amino acids. Lineage: Eukaryota; Metazoa; Chordata; Lepidosauria; Squamata; Cordylidae.